Messenger RNA from Calliphora vicina (urban bluebottle blowfly), 1091 nucleotides. RefSeq names its product protein FAM50A-like. NCBI's taxonomy places the organism in Eukaryota, Metazoa, Arthropoda, Insecta, Diptera, Calliphoridae. The transcript is spliced from 3 exons. The record is from RefSeq and is a predicted model, not a curated record. Bases 111 to 1061 code for a protein of 316 amino acids.
AUUUCUUGUAAAUACGACAAACAAAACAACUUUCUUUUACAAAAAACAAGAAAAAUAUUAAAAUAAAGUAUAAUAAAACUACAAGAGUAACGAAAAUAUAAUUUGUGAAAAUGGGUGCAGAUAACAAAUCGAAUCUAAAAAAGUGUGGUGAAAUACUAAUAAAUCUAAAAAAGAAAAAUAAGAAAUCAAAAACAUACACAUUUCAUUGUACAUUUUGUGAGACAUCAUGGGACCAAAUGAAAAAAUUUUCAAUGCAUCUAGAGGAGUUACAUUUACAACAUUUUGAAGAGGAAACAAAUGAACUUCCAAUGAUAUAUGAACCGGAAAUAAAAAUUGAGACGCCAGUUGAAAAUAAAAUUCCAGAAAUAGAUGAUAAAAUGCUGCUCACAGAUAUUGUAAAAGAAGAUCCCUUGGAAACAGAAGCUAUACAUGUUAACAAAAUGAAAACAUCAGAUAAUAAUGAACAUGGCGAAGUUCAGGUUAAAGACGAAGAUGAAGAAUGCACUGAUACCGAACAAAAUAUUAAAAUCGAAGAAAUGUACGAAAAUGAUUCUGAUGACAAUGAUGAUGAUUAUAAACCAUUUAAAGGAGAUGACAGUUCAUCAUGUGAAGAAAAAAUCGAUGAUUCUAACGAUAACGAUUCUGAGUCCAAAGAGGAACCAAAAAAGUUAAGAAAACGCCGUAAAAUAAAACUAGAGCGCCACAAAGCAAAUAAAGCCAUUCCCGAGUUAGCUAUAGAUUCUGAAGAAAAAGAUUUAAAUAUUGCUUUGUUGCAAGCGUUUGAGAAAAAACCCCAUCUCUGGGACGUAAAAGAAAAGUGUAAAAAUGAAGCCAUUUGUCAGAAGGGUUAUGAAGAAAUCGCAAUUGAAAUUAACGAUCAAUUUGAUACCAAUAUUACAUGGGAUUUUGCAAAAAAUCGAAUAAACAACAUGCGAUUUGAGUGCUCUUACGAAAUUGAAAAACAACAUAAUGGAGAAGAUUUUAAGUUGCCUUGGUACACUGAUCAUAUAAAGUAUUUGCAGCAAAAUAUCGACACAUUGACAAAAGAUAGGGCAAGUUAAAUAUAUUUCAAUAUUUUUUAACAACAUAAA